AUGGGCGACGGCUGUAAGUCUGCACCUGAUCCUGAACUACCUGUCCUCUCACCCGACUAUGAUGGAGCUGGAAAUUACGGGAGCAAUAAGAAAGAGGACAACUCAGUCGAUCUAGAAAGUGGUCCUAGUCGUCCGCCGACUCCUCAUGGCCCUGGUCUUCCUACAAACUUUGCUGAGGUCGUAAAGGGGAUUUAUCGAAGCAGCUACCCUCUACCAGAUCACUUCGAAUCCAUCCAGAGUCUAAACCUGAAAACCAUCAUUACACUUGUCGAUCAGGAGUACUCCCGACAGUUCAAGAAAUUUGUCAAAGAAAACGGAAUAAACACUCAUGUAAUUCCAAUCUUGGCGAAUAAAGACGCAAAAGUCUUUACUCCUCAGACCACGAUUCUCGAAGUGCUCAAGAUCCUUUUCAACCCUGACACUCACCCGGUCCUAGUCCACUGCAAUAAAGGAAAGCACCGAACCGGCUGUGUGAUUGCUUGUUUUAGAAGAGCUCAAGGAUGGUCUACUGCGGCAGCUGUGGCAGAAUAUGUUAGAUAUUCAACGCCCAAGACCCGUCUGCUAGACCGCAAAUACAUCGAGAGCUUCGAAGCCAACAUCCUAGGUGAAUUCGUGGGGCACCAUGGAGUUCAGUAUUGGGGUCGAGAGAAAAAAGCUACCCAAAAGCAAUUGUGCAACGCAGUCGACGGCGAUCGAAAUUUUCUUGAUGAAGGUGAGAAAACCCCAACUCCGAAAUCUAUUCUCCAGGAGCCGCCGAUCUACCUUACGAAUUGA
This is a messenger RNA of Ophidiomyces ophidiicola, 774 nucleotides long. It is a transcript of the gene SIW14, whose product is annotated as tyrosine-protein phosphatase siw14. The transcript has 4 exons. NCBI's taxonomy places the organism in Eukaryota, Fungi, Ascomycota, Eurotiomycetes, Onygenales, Onygenaceae. Gene Ontology annotation, molecular function: inositol diphosphate tetrakisphosphate diphosphatase activity; phosphatase activity. Gene Ontology annotation, cellular component: cytoplasm. The coding region runs from base 1 to 774 and encodes 257 amino acids. Gene Ontology annotation, biological process: protein dephosphorylation. The record is from RefSeq and is a predicted model, not a curated record.